UCUGUCAAAUCGGCACAGAGGAAAAACAAAACAUCCCAAUUCCACUCGCUCUAGCUGCGUGAUUUCGUGUUUUCACCCUGGUUUUUUGUUGGCCAUAAUGGCCCGUAGCCGUAGAUUUUAUCGAACAAACAACGCGUCCGAUUUGGUGGUGGCGUGGUGCAGCUAAACAGCGUCAACUUUCCCCUCCCCGUACGGGUGCGAGCAGAAGAGAUUCCGAAAACCCACUCCAGGACAAGCCCAUACGCACAUCUGUCGUGUCGCACAAAAGAGGGCAAGAGGGAAAACAGCGAUAGAUGGCCUUUAUUUGUUGGUUGCCGCUGCGGUAACCGAUUAUUGCGCCGUUACUUUGCCAAGCCGCUGCAUCCAUUCUUCCAACGCACAAACGUGACUGUAAGCCUUGGAGUAGCUGGGGAGGAGGAGUAGGUACACAGGAGCAAAGCAAAACAAAACCACAAAACGCACACAUCCAACACCUUCCGGCGGACGAUGCGAUGGAUCGGGUGAAGCUGUGCGAUCAGAUACUGCUGCAGAAGCUGCACCUGCUGAGCAAUGAGGUGCUGCGCACGAACCGGGGCAUUACCGAGCGGGACAUGGAGGAAGCGUUCAAGCAAUCGAUCGGGUACCGGGCGCCCCGGUUCUUCCCGCAGAACGAUGGCAUCCUGGCGAUCGUGUACAGUGCCAUAUUUGUGGUGGUGCUCUUCAUCAUCACCCCGUUUCUGGCCGGGUUUCUCGAGCUGGCGCUCGGGAUGCGCUGCAUCGUGCCAAAUAACUACCUGAUCUGGGAGGCGACCCGGCCCGUCUCGAACUGCGACUUCUGCCGGGGGGUGGACCGGCCGAUCAUACUGCAAAACCUGACGCGCGAAGAGUUCCACCCGUACGCGUACUCGUCCCGGCCGAUCAUCAUCAAGCGGGCGGUGUCGCACUGGCCGGCGGUACGGGCGCUGAACUACACCUUCCUGAAGGAUCUGUACCUGAAGCAUCCGGCCGCGCUGGACAGCCUGCACGAGGACUGCCAGUUUCUGCACUUCAAGUCGAACUUCCAGACGCUGCGCGACGUCUUCCGGAUGUCGGACGAGCGGGCCGAGUUUCGGGCCGGCCAGCAGCCGUGGUACGUCGGGUGGAGCAACUGCAAUCCGGCCGUGCUGGCCGAGCUGCGCAAGCUCUACCCGAAGCCUCACUUUCUGCCGGACGAUGCCGAAAUGCCCAACACGGACUUUGUCUUUCUCGGCUACGAGCAGGGCGCUGUAAUGCAUAUCGAUUACAUCCCCCGGCUAAUGUGGCAGGCGCAGCUGCGGGGCAACAAGAGCUGGAUUCUGGCCCCGACGCCCGAAUGUGAUGCGGAGUGUCGCAGCUUCAGCUUCUACGUCGAGCCGGGCGACGCACUGCUCGUGGACACGCGGCUCUGGUACCACGGCACGUUCAUCCACUCCAAGGGAGAGUUUUCCCUCACCAUACAGUCGGAGUACGGAUAAAGGGAGAGAGAGAGAGUGUGUGUGUGUGUGUGUCUGUGGUCGUAAAAAAGACGGACUCGCUCAAAGGAGUCCCAAAACAUAACAGCAAACGCCAAUUAGUAUGAUAAAGAUUUCCGCAAUUUACACACACUCCACCCUCCCCCGCCCACACCUUCUCCCGUUCCACGUUGCGGUCGUUGAACGAUCGUGCCAAGGGGGGAAUAAUAGGAGGGGAAGGUGGAGCUGUUCCAGUGUUUCCCGUAUUAUGCGCCAGUGCUUUAGUUUUAUUUCAAAGAUUUCAGUUCGCACGCGCGCGCGCGUUUGUGUGUGUUUUAAAAAUGUAUUUUCGUUGCACCAAAUUGCGUUCACUUUUGUUUUGAAGUGCCAUUUUAACAUAUAUUUAUUGUGUACAGUCUAGUUUCAUUUACACCGUGUGUCGUGCGCGCAGCAUUUGUUUCGUGUAUGGUGUUCGUUUAGUUUGCUUUAUUUUUACUAAUGAAAGUGUUUAGCGUGUGAUUUUCAUUGAUAUUUCACUGUAUUUUACUCCUGUGUUUAAAAGCAUUUAAAGGUCCUUUUUGUACGUUUUUUGACUGCUGAAAUCUCCCAGUAGCGCUGUAAGUGUGUGUAUAUAAGUAACGGACAACAUCAUGCUUCUGAUAGUCAUUGACGAGGAUUGUGUUUUAGAGACUGUUUGAAACGCGCAAGAAGAAAGCGAGGAAAAGUUGAAACGAGGAAAAGCGCAUUAUUUACAAGCAAAGAAGAAAAAAACCCCUGUUCCGAGAGCAAUAAAUCUGUACGUAGAGUAAAGGAUGCAGUAGUUAGUAUUACGGCAAAACCAUACUGUGUCAAAGCAAA
Anopheles arabiensis is the source of this 2306-nucleotide messenger RNA. RefSeq lists its product as uncharacterized. NCBI's taxonomy places the organism in Eukaryota, Metazoa, Arthropoda, Insecta, Diptera, Culicidae. The transcript is spliced from 2 exons. The record is from RefSeq and is a predicted model, not a curated record. Bases 492 to 1472 code for a protein of 326 amino acids.